AGCAUCCGUAGCCAGUUCUCUCAGGGCAGCAGCUUUGUGCAUGGCAUUUAUUUUGAGAAGAGGUUUGGCUUACUCCUAGCGCUACAAGAUGAGUUGCGGAUCAGUCCCAAGGGGUGGUCGCGGCCUGGCUGCUCUACGACAACGGGCUCCCUGCCUUCUGCGCCGACUUCCCGACGAACGGCAGCCUGUGCAUCUAGAGCAAGUGCGCGCUCUACACAGCCAAGGCAAACACACGUGCCUCAGCAUUGCCAAGCCCAGGGGCCUUGCCCAGGUCCAGCUGACCACAUGGAACCCGAUCCUCGGCGACCUAUGCCGCUCCAUGAAAAACUCCAUCGGUGACUCCAUUCGCGUGUCGCCGCCGGGGGAGCCCGACUACACGAUCUCGCCUUACCCGACCACGACCGGCCCGCCAGUGCAGACGGUGCCGCCAGUGCCGCCAAACACUGCGCCCAACACGACCACCAACUGCGUGCUGUACCACUUUGUCGCCGAGGGCGAGCACUGCAACAAGCUGGUAGUCAAGUACAGCAUCUCGCUGCCCAACUUUCUGUUUCUGUGCAUUCCACCGCGCGUGCUACGGCGGUGUAAAAUUGGCCGGCCACUACAGCACCAACAAUAA
Molecule: messenger RNA, 619 nt
Organism: Gaeumannomyces tritici R3-111a-1
Lineage: Eukaryota; Fungi; Ascomycota; Sordariomycetes; Magnaporthales; Magnaporthaceae
Exons: 2
Coding region: 89-619 (176 amino acids)
Source: RefSeq, a predicted model, not a curated record